AUGCCGCCGCCGGGUGUGAACUCGGUCAAUGGCCCCCGCGGCUCCUCCAACUGCAAGGGCAAGAAGAAGGAACAGACCGAGGCGCGGCGCCGGGCCAACCGCCGCAUACGGCGAUGGGCGAGCAGCGAGCAGCUGGGCGAUCACCAGCAGUGGACCUACGCAGCCACCGGGGCGCCAGUUCCACAGUGCAUGACCCGCGGCCAGAGGUCGUGGGCGGCCGCCAUGGUUUUCUGGCUCUCCAAGCUGGCCGACGAAUUUGGCGGAGUGAUGAUCAACCGCCGUUUCUGGCCGACGAAUCUCGUCAUGCGCAUGCGGGUGAUCCCGCAGCAGUUCUACACGUGCCGCCGCAUGCCCAUCCACGUAGAGUUUGGCAGCAAUGGGCACGGGCGCUGGUGGGUGCGUGGGCUAGGCACCAUGCGGGUCGCCUACCAGGACACCAAGCCAGACAAGUCCACGCCCAAAAAGAAGAUGACCUGCGCGUGCAAGCGCCAGACCGCCGCCUGCUCGCUGCGCGGGAAGGGUUUCGCCCAGCUGGGCGGAUCCGAUCCAGAGUGGCAGGCCCUGGUGGCGGCCCCAGCCCCUCCGCCAGGAGUGCCCGCGGCGAGGGCGUCGGCGGGGGCGGUGCCGCCAUGGCCAGCGUCGGCCGACGCUCAGGCAGCUGGGACACCCUAUCAGCAGAUCGAGUCAGAGCAGCCCGACGUGAUCAUGCACGACGUGGAGGAGCAGGCCAAGGAGCAGAGGGCCCAGCGUCGCCGACAGGCAGCGCCGUCUCCAGCCAAGAGAGCGGCGAUGGGACCCUCGGCCAGCUCGGGCGACGGCAACGACGAGACCAUGCGCCUCCUGCAGCAGAUCGCCAACAAGCAGAAUCAGCAGGAGUCCUCCAUCAACCAGCUCUGCGCGACCGUGUCGGGCCAGAUGGAGGCGGUCGCGACCCCCCAGUCGAAGGCGCAGCAGCUUUCAGCGCACUCGUCGACGGCGCAGGUCCUGACCGGACCUGCCGCGACGAAGUCACCGCCCCCACUGGUGCCACGGGGGCCGGUCCCCAGGGCGCCCCGAGAGCCAGCGCCCAAGGCGCCUCAGGCACCAGGCCAGAAGAGCGAGGCGGAAGUGUCAAGCCCAGAGGCAAGUGCGAGCGCGAAGCACGAGGAGCCGGGGCAGGGACCAGCCGCAGCCAGGCCACCGCCAGCGCCGGCGGGAGCGGAGCAUCACAGCAUCGCCACCCCUCCGGCACUCCAGCAGCCCCCCCCGCUACAGACGCCGCCCCACGGAGUCUCGAUCGCAGCUAUGCCCUCUCCGAGGUGUGGGACUCCGUCGGCGGCCGCGGCCGCGACUCAGGAGGGGGGCUGGGGCUUCGUCGGCACGGCCCCAGUGGUGAGCGCCUACCCGUCGUACGGCGCCGGCCCCGUGACUCAUCAGAUCUCGAGUGCGGCAUGGCCUCCGCCAAUGGGCUACGCCAAGACCAGGGUGGACAAUCCUCGGGGCCUUCGCGAUCAGCAGGGAGCUCUUCUCUCGUCGCCCGCGAUCAGCAGCUUCGCGAUGCCAUCGACGCCGGGGGGCACGCAACAGCAGCCCCCGGCGACGGCUCCAGCGGCGUCGGCCCAGCAGCUCACGCGGGCGCAGAGCGGCCCGAUGCAGGACGGCGGUCAGCAGUCUCAGCAGAGGGUCGAGCGCCCGACGAGACCUUCGGCGGCGGGGCCUUCGUCUGCCGAGGGAGACCCGUGGAUGCCGACGGAGAACCCAGAAGAGGCGGCCUGGAGGCAGCAGCAGCAGAUGAAGGGCGCCGAGAAAGAGCGCCUGGCCAAGGAGGGGUGGGAGCAGACUGGGUGGAAGACGUGGAGCCACGAGGGCGGCGGCAAGAUCGCUCACUACUCCGACCACGCCAGAGCGGUGUGCCUGGGCAGCUUCGACAAGGCGGCUUUAGAGCAGCACCAACUGGGGAGAAAGUUCGCCUUCGAACACCCGGUCACCGCGGGGUCCUGGAGGACCGAGAUGGUCCGCUACAUGCAGGGCUUCCCUGGGGCGGCGCCUGCUGUAGAGGCCGACGGCGGAGCCGCCGCGGAGGAAGGCGAGGCGGUGUUCAUGGCGGCGGCGAGGGACGCUUGGCGGGGAGGCAGGCGGCGGAACAAGGGCGACCAGAAGACGGAGGAGGGCCUGCAGGGUCAGGGUGCAGGCCUCCGCGAGCUCAUGCUCCUCGUCAGCAAGCGGGCGCUCGGCAACGCCAAAAGGUGCGCCUGCUGGAGGGCCGCGAUUCUGCAGGAGGCGGAGAGCGGAGCCAACAUGAUCAACACCAAGAAGUUGAGCGAGGACAUCAAGACGUGCGAAGGGCUGAGGCGGGCGGCCGCCAUCUUCGAGGCAACGCACCCCGCGGGCUACAUGGAGAAGGAGCUCCAGGGCUGGACGGAGUGGCUCCAGGCGCACCUCAAGAUGCAGACGGAGGUGAAGCGGAAGAACGCCGAGCUGCAAGCCGCCUGCGCCCGCAAGGACGCCGGCUGGGCGAAGAAGCAGCGCCUGGACCUCGAGCUGUCCGGGCUGCUCGACGAGCUCGGCGAGCGCGAGCGGCUGGGCGAGGGGCCCUCUCCCGAGCAGGCCCGCCGGCUGGAGCAGACCCGGGCGGAGAGCGACCAGGCCCGCGAGGACUACGCCGAGCCCGCCGAGGUCAUCUCGGCCGCGAUGAAGCAGGUGCGCGGCUUCGCCGGGGAGUGCAGCGCCGAGCGCGCGUACGCCGGCGGGGACCCUGAGCUGCGAGCCGCGCUGGGGCACGCGGUGCGGGUAUCGACCUGUGGUUGGUUCAUCUCCGCGGGCGCCGCCAUCUGCCACUCAGUCAACAAGGCAGAAGUGGAGCUGGACAGAGCCGCGGGCCGUCCCGUGACUUCCACGCCCGGGCUCACCUCAGGGUUCUUGCAGCUGCCAGCGUGCAUGGCGGGCAACGCCUUCGACCCAGAGGAGACGUUCGACCCCGCGGCGCCGUUCCAGGAUGCUUGGCACCCGAAGGACGCGGCCGCAUCGCCUGCCAGUUGCGAGGCCCGCGAGGUCGUCUUCUUCCCGCGGGAGACGGAGGCCGAGGGUGCCAUCGUGCCCCCCGACACCAACCAGGCCGGGACGGAGCUCGUCCGCGAGGGCCAGAUCCCGCUGGACGACCGGCUCGCGGAGGCGCGCCUCCCCGAGCCGCCUCCGGAAGGCACGCCGGUAGAGGACGAGCUGGCGAGCAUCCGCAGCCGCCUCGAAGAGGUCCGCCGGAUGCUAGCGAGAGAGGGGGCCUCGGCGGCCGGA
This is a messenger RNA of Prorocentrum cordatum, 3270 nucleotides long. The record is from the annotation of a GenBank genome assembly. NCBI's taxonomy places the organism in Eukaryota, Dinophyceae, Prorocentrales, Prorocentraceae.